This is a messenger RNA of Erythranthe guttata (spotted monkey flower), 372 nucleotides long. The record is from RefSeq and is a predicted model, not a curated record. Lineage: Eukaryota; Viridiplantae; Streptophyta; Magnoliopsida; Lamiales; Phrymaceae.
AUGAUAAAAGCAACAGUAUUUUCUCCCGCGACUUUAUACGCAGCAUAUCUCGUGUUUGAUUUCAUCGACAAUUACGAAAAACCCCAAAAGGCAAUCUCCGUGGUCGAAAUUGUUUACGGCAUGUCGGAUAACGGUAACUCCAAAGAGAGGGAAAGGAUAGUGGAGUUCGAAGCGUGCAACAAUAGAUCCGACGGUUGGAUGGAAAUACUACUUGGAGAAUUCGAUGUCGGUGAAGUAAAUAAUGGAAAUGUGCACGUGCAAUUGCUCGAGAGUAGUGGGUUCUACGUUGUCGAAGGUAUCGAGUUUCGACCUUUGGAGAAAGAGAAAGAUUGGAUAGGGAAAGGAAUCUUUUCGAAAAUCAAGAUUUGGUAA